Hylaeus volcanicus is the source of this 3952-nucleotide messenger RNA. Its product is annotated as protein phosphatase 1B. Gene Ontology annotation, biological process: protein dephosphorylation; negative regulation of stress-activated MAPK cascade. Gene Ontology annotation, cellular component: nucleus; cytosol. NCBI's taxonomy places the organism in Eukaryota, Metazoa, Arthropoda, Insecta, Hymenoptera, Colletidae. The transcript has 6 exons. The record is from RefSeq and is a predicted model, not a curated record. Gene Ontology annotation, molecular function: manganese ion binding; magnesium ion binding; protein serine/threonine phosphatase activity. Bases 262 to 1368 code for a protein of 368 amino acids.
CAAGUCGAUUUUGUUGGUUCUAGUUCUGUGUGUUGAGCCUAGCAAAGGGAACAUGGUGAUAGUGAUAUGAAACAAGUCUAUUAGCAAUACCACGCUCUACACAUAUAUACUUUUUCCGAAGUAACGAUGAUAUUUGGUCACGAUCUCCCUACGUAAAACUUAAGAAAGUGUUAUACAAAUGAUCAGCUAAAAGAUGCUGGUCAAAUAAUACUUAAGGAAACGAAUUAAUCAAGCUGACGCAGCAAGAAUUUACUAAAUAGUAUGGGGGCAUUGUUGGAUACUCCAAAAACAGAUAAAUACAAUGAACAUGGCUCUGGCAACGGACUGUGCUACGGUGUUGCCAGCAUGCAAGGUUGGAGAAUGGAAAUGGAAGAUGCUCACAGAGCGAUAACCGGCUUAAAAGGUGGUCUCUCGGAUUGGAGUUAUUUUGCAGUAUUCGAUGGCCAUGCUGGUGCAUUAGUAUCUGAGCAUAGUGCAGAACACUUACUAGAGUGUAUAAUGCAAACAGAAGAAUUUAAAGCAGAUGAUGUUAUCACAGGGAUUCAUUCUGGUUUCCUUCGACUAGACGAUGAAAUGAGAGGCUUGCCAGAAAUGUGCUCUGGCACAGAAAAAUCUGGUUCUACAGCUGUUUGUGCAUUUGUAUCUCCCAGAAAUAUAUAUAUUGCCAAUUGUGGUGAUUCUCGAGCUGUACUUUGUCGAGCGGGAGGUCCAGUUUUCUCAACACGAGAUCACAAACCUGUCUUACCAGCAGAGAGAGAAAGAAUUCAAAAUGCUGGUGGUAGUGUAAUGAUCCAGAGAGUUAACGGAGCUUUAGCUGUUUCUCGCGCACUGGGAGAUUACGAGUACAAAACAUUAAAAGAUCGAGGUCCCUGUGAACAGUUAGUGUCACCAGAACCAGAAAUAUUUAUGCGAGAUAGAGACGAUGAACACGAUGAAUUUCUAGUUUUAGCGUGUGAUGGUAUUUGGGAUGUAAUGAACAACGAAGAACUAUGUGAUUUUAUACAUUCAAGGCUGCUGCUUACAGAUGACUUAGAAGCAGUUACAAACCAGGUUAUAGACACCUGUCUUUAUAAGGGUAGCAGAGAUAACAUGAGUAUAGUUUUGGUAACAUUUCCUGCUGCUCCGAAGCCAAGUCCAGAAGCACAGAAAAAGGAAGUUGAGCUGGAAAUGGCCAUUGAAAGGAGAAUUAAAGAAAUAGUCGCUGAGCGAGAGGACGAAGAUGAAUUCGACUUUUUGAAGCUACUACAAAUUCUUGCGGACCAACAGUUUCCUAAUUUGCCUCCUGGUGGUGGUCUUCCGGCUAAGCAACCUUUCAUUGAACAAGUGUUUCGAGAAGUAUGUCCCAGCCGAGCGGAUAGUUUAUUAUAAGCAGAGGAUUUGGAGGUAUUCUACUGAGGACAAGUGCAGAUCUAUAUUAUAUUCUAUGAAAAACUAGAUGGUGUGAGAAAUUGAUUCAAAUUGUUUAUACAUUAUAAUAAAUUGUAUAUUGAAAAGUGUUAAAAAAAUAUUUAUUUUAAUAUAUCUUGAAAUGAUUAAAUUAUAUAUUCGCCCUUUCAUUUUUAUCAAACUUUCAAAAAGGAAGCAUAUAAAUAUAUUUUUCAAUGUGAUAAUUUACUAAUCAAAGAACUUCUGUUUUUUAUAAGUCACUUCACAGAUCUAGAUUUUCAUUAAAAUUAUACUUGGUAGAAUAUUAAUGUCAUAUCCUCUUGCAAUGUUGAUAAAAAAUGCAUAAUAUUACUAUAUAUGAUUAUAUAUUUUUGUAGCUCUAGAGAACUUGCGCUCAGAAUAAUUACUUCGUAGGUCAGUUUUUCGUGCUCUUCCUUUGUAAUAAGUUUGAAGAACAGUUGUGUAACUGUUUGUUCUAUAUUUUAAAAACCUUCAAGUUCUUUCAUACACAAGAAGAGUAGGAAAACUGAUCAUUUAGUUUUAGAAAUACGAAUACUGUGUAUAUAUAUAAAAGUUGUGUCGAGAAAACUGUGUAUCAAUAUUUUAUUUAAAUCGUUUUUAAAAUCAAGCAGUAGGAAUGUAAUAAGGAGGCCUUGAUUUUAGUUUCUUAAGGUAAAAUUGUAUUUUACAUUAAAUUAUUUGUAUUUCAAUUAUUGAAAUAAUUGAUUUUGAGGUAAACUUAUUUAAUUAAUAAAUGUCAUCGAGUUUGAAAUUAUGUAAUUAAAUGAUAAUAGUGUGUACCAUUUAAAAAAAAGCCGUUUAAACAAUGCUACAUAAAUUAUUGUAACGAAAAGCCAUUUAAAGUCGUCAAAACACAGUUUUCAAUAAUCAGCACAUACUAUAUGUAAUCAAGAACAAGUAAGUAUUGUAUAUGUUUGAUGAAAAUAUGGUAUUGGAAUAGCAUAUUAUUAAUUUCUGCAAAUAUAGACUUAGCCAGUUAAUGAAUCUACAUAUAUAUCAGGUAAUCAUAUAUUUAUCCUUUUAUUUUUUUCAUGUGACUGAUUUUGUACCCUUUCAAAAUUUCCUAUUUAUGUAACAUGGAAACUAUGUGUCAAGGCCAUCCUCGAAUAUAAAAAUCUAGCAUACGAAUACCAAAGUAUAUAUUACCGUUCCUGGUUACAAAAAAAUGUCCUGAAAUUAACAGAAGUUAACUAUCUAUUAUCGUUUAAAAGUAAUAUAUUAAAGUAAAUAUUAAAUCUCGUGCAUAGAGUUGUCUCCUCUAUUUUUACUAAUAACGGAUUAUGGAGUGUAUAAAAAAUGGUAAUAUAUUUUACCGGUAUCCUAAACCAUUUACUUUGCGAGUUUUGCUCAGAUAUAAAUUUUCUUGUAUACAAUUUUGCGUGACUUUAGUUUUCAUAAAUAUCAUAGUAAACCUAUGUCAUAAUACUGAAGUAUAUACAAUUUUCUUCACCUAGGAGAAAUAACUGAAAAUAAGAAUUGCAAUGUAGUUGUAUAAUAAUUACAUCAUCAUGCCUUGUCUAUUAACUAUUCAUGCUAUUAAAAUGUGUUUACGAUUAAAGUUUCAAAUCCACGUGCUACAGAUUUAUUAUAAAUGAGAUACCUGUGUACUUUCAAUUAAGGAGUAAACUAUUUUAUCUUCAUAUAUGCAAUUACAAGUUUACUACCAGUAUCUAAUUUACAUAUACAGUUGGGAAUAUUAGUAAUAACAGGAAUAUUAACGAUAAUAGUAGCAAUGGCCACGGUCAUGAUAAUAAAUCCAAAGUGCAUUUUUAAUAUGGGCUAAUAUUUUCCAGUCAUACAAUUUUUAUACUUAUAGUCCUGUUUUUUGUUAACUAUAGUAUGUAAUAAAUCCUUUGAAUUCCCGAUAUUUGUAAAACAGUUACGACACACUACAGUUGUUUUACUCACUGUCAAAAGAAAGAAAUUUAGUUUACAUUUUGUACUUAAAGUAAUUCAAGUAGUAAUGUUAUACAAAAUAGGACUAUGAGUUAAUGUCAAAUAUAUGCAUCUAUACAAUCGAAAAAGUAGUAGUUUCUUUAUUUUGUUUUGUACAUAGUUUUGUACAUAGUUUUGUGUAUGUUUGUUGAACUUAAUUUUACCCUCAAGGUAUUUCUUGGAAUGUGCCUACAUUACGAUUCCACAAUGACAUAGAGAUAUUUCUAAUAUUUGUUUAAGAAAUCAGUAUUUUAUAAACAUUAAACUGCGUGUAAAAUGAACAAAUGUAAACUUCUUUCAGUGUAUCUAUCUGACUUGUGUUAUUUUUCGGAUGACUUUAAAUUGUUUUUAGUACGCAUCUCUCUUUUUUUUUUUUUUUUUAUUUAUUAACGAUCUGAGUUAUACAGAGCUCUAAUUAGUUCGCAUCUAAUUCUUAAAUUUCUCGGAAUUCAAAGAAAAGAACGAUGUCUUAAUGUACUAAACUGAUUUCUUUAAUAUCAUGGCAAAAUCCUUUCAUAUCUCCUUUUCGUCCUUUAGAUCACAUAUCAAGAAUACUGUCCUAUCCUGCAGUCCAAGUUGAACUCUGCAACUGCUGAUCUCAAUAAUAACU